AUGAGCGAGGAAGCCAUUCAGGCGACGGCUGUGGACGCCAUUUCGUGCAAAAUUUACGCAGUCAAACAUGGCUACUACGAAGAUGACGCACUUCUGAAGCUUCUCUCUCGAGGAACAGAUACAGAAAGGAAGAGCCCAGAAAUUGCGCGUGGAACAUGGGCACGUGUUCAAGGAACGCGUCAGGAAUUGCGUCGCUUUUACGAGAAAAAUGCGUCAAGAAGAAAAGUUGUGAUCAAUUGCGGCGCUGGUUUUGAUACGACCUUUUGGUGGGCCAAGAGCGAAGGGCUAUUCAAGGAUGGAGAGGAUCUGUGGUUUGAUCUGGACAUGGAAGCGGUCGUUCGCCAGCGAAUUCGACGACUAAGAAUGCCAGCUGCUAAAUCACUUGUCAGUUCGUUGCAAAAUCUGAAGAUAACUGACAGUAAACUCGCCUCGGACGCCUAUCAAAUACGAGUCCUCGACAUGAAGCGUUCGGAAGAAAGUGCGAAAUUGAUUGAAGAAAUCAAGGAAGAGUACCAAAUCGACGACCAGACAGACGUCUGUCUCAUAUUCGAAUGUGUGCUAGUUUAUAUGCCGACGGAAACGUCUGGGCGUUUCCUCAAAGCUGCAGCGGACGAUUUCGAAAACUUGAAGGUCAUUUCUUAUGAACAGCUGAAUUUAAAUGAUCGAUUCGGAACAGUGAUGCUUGAGAACUUGGUCCAAAGAGGAUGUGGCUUGGACGGAAUCGACGCUUGUUUGUCGAAAGCAACACAGAUCCAGCGAUUUGAAAGAGUUGGCUUCAGACAUGUAGAUUCACUACGGCAUCACAACAGCGGAGAAAUAGAAAGAUAA
Messenger RNA from Oikopleura dioica, 828 nucleotides. NCBI's taxonomy places the organism in Eukaryota, Metazoa, Chordata, Appendicularia, Copelata, Oikopleuridae. The record is from the annotation of a GenBank genome assembly.